Messenger RNA from Hevea brasiliensis (rubber tree), 3109 nucleotides. RefSeq lists its product as uncharacterized. Gene Ontology annotation, cellular component: recycling endosome. The record is from RefSeq and is a predicted model, not a curated record. NCBI's taxonomy places the organism in Eukaryota, Viridiplantae, Streptophyta, Magnoliopsida, Malpighiales, Euphorbiaceae. Gene Ontology annotation, molecular function: guanyl-nucleotide exchange factor activity. The coding region runs from base 599 to 2632 and encodes 677 amino acids. The transcript is spliced from 5 exons.
AAUAGCAUUUUCCUUCACAAUUACCCGAUAAAGAAGAGAGUGGAGCAACUGCCUUUCCUCUUUCCUUAUUCAGGCAAAAAUAAGAUCGCCGGGAUUGAAAGAGACCUUAAGCACGUACUUAUUUUUCUGUAAAGCCCACGAAUUUAUCCAUUUAAAAAACAAAAACCCUUAAAUUAUUGGAUAGUUAAGCAAAAUAUAGCUGAAAUCAUUCGUCAUCUACGUUCAUAAUUGCAUAAACUAUCUGCAAUUCAUACAGUUAACUGUGUUUCGUGUGGAAGCUCACCGAGAUCUCCAUUUUCUUCUACCUUCUUCUAUUCUAACCAAGAGCCAUUUGUGUUUGGCCAAUUGGGUAUCCAUAUUUGGCUGAUCUAGAGGAUUCAUGCAAUAACUAAUCUGGAUUCUUCCGUUCAGGCUUUGAUUUUCUCAUUACAUUUGCUUAGGAGGAGUAAUCCCAGAAGAAAGUGACUGGAAAACAGCUGAAUAGCCGAGGAGCGGUCAACAUCCUGUAAAAACCAUGAAGAUAAUACAGGAAAUUGUGGUUGAAGAGGAGAGAAUUGGUUUUUUGGAUGGAUGAGUUAGGCUGUUGAAUAACCUAGAAAUGAGUCGAUCUCCUUCAUUUUCUGUUAAGCCAGAGCAUAAUUUAAGACCUGAUCCAGAAGCUUUGCAGCAAUGGGUGGUUACUUUUUGUAUCAUUAGAUUUGAUCUUGAACAAGGUCAGCUUAUUGAAGAGUGUUAUCCACCUGGUCUACUCACAAAUGAAGAAGAACUCGAUGUUGCUUUUAGUUCAUUUCCAGAUUCUAUUUCCCAGCACCAGAACCGUUCAAGCAUUCAUGACUGUAUAUUUUUUUUCCGUAUCCGGAGACGGAAGGCUUCUGAAAAAAGCAAUGUGAGCAAUGUGACUGCACCUGAGAUAACAGGAAUCGAUGAUAAAGAAGCAUCUUCAAUGUCCACAGAGGAGAAGUCGACUCCAAGAACAAAGAUUAGGAAAAAUGACAAAGGGUUGAAAUACUUGUACGGUUAUGUGUUUAAUAGGCAAAGACAUGAUGAGAGGCUAAAGCGGGGUGGGGAACAAAAAUCUGUAGUGAUAUUAUCUCAUAAUCCGUACUCUGGUGUGUUCAGACCUUUGUUACAAAUCAUGGGUCCUUUAUAUUUUGACAUGGGAAAGAAAGCUCUUGAGCAUAUUGCUGCUUAUGUUUCAAUGUGGCCUGCCCCAGUACCUGGUAAGCUAAUGGAGCUUCCUAUUGGGAAUGCCAUGCUUAAAGUUAACCUGCCACCUGCUCAUAGCUUGCCCCUGGAAAAUGGGAUGUUUGAAGAGUCUGCUUCUUCUAUAGCUCCUUUUCUUCCAACAAAUCAGUCAGUACCACAGGGACUUUUUCAUGAUUCUGAUAUUUUUGGUACAUUCCGGGGAAUUUUAUUGCAACUUUGGGUGUUAUGGGAGUUGUUACUUAUUGGUGAACCCAUUCUUAUCAUAGGACCAACACCUUCCCAGUGCAGUGAGGCAGUUGCUAGUCUUGUAAGUUUGGUUGCGCCACUGUUAUAUAGUGUUGAUUUUAGGCCAUAUUUCACCAUCCAUGACCCUGAAUUUGCUUGUUUGAAUUCACUUCAAGGAGACUCAUUCCCUCCCAUUGUUUUGGGAGUGACAAACCUGUUUUUCCUCAAAGCACUUCGUAAUAUUCCCCACAUUGUUUCAGUUGGAAGCCCUGCUCCAAAUUCAAACCGGCUUCCCUUUUCAAACAGGUCCUCUUCUGGUAGGAUGCCUGGAAGACCUGAAGGAUUGGGUCUUCAACAGCUUUCCUUAAAGAAGUUUUCUCCUUCAAGACUGUUAAAUGCUGUUAAAUUAAGAAGAGAUGGUCCUCUUUGCCUUAUGACAGAACAUAAGGAAGCCAUUUGGAGCACUUAUACUGCAACAACAAAGCCAGACACUUCUAUUUUGAAUAGACUCAUUGAUGCUGGGAUGUCUCCAAGGGUUGAGGAGUCAAUGUCAGUUGUCAAUAAUGAGAUAUUGCGACGGCAUUUCUUGGAACUCACCACCAACUUUUUGGCUCCCUUUGGCCCAUUCUUUAGAGCAAACACACCUUCAGAAGGAUCUUCUCCUUUUGCUGACCCUCCUCCUCUCCCUCCAUUUAGCACUGAUGAAUUCUUGGCAAGCCUAUCAGCAAGAGGUGUGGGGAAGUUCUUAUCAAAGCGGAUGAGAUCUAAUUGGUUGGACUUAUACAGACGGUUUCUAAAAGGACCCAACUUUAUGCCAUGGUUUCAAAGAAGGCGUGCUGUUGCUGAACAAGAACAACAUAGACUAUGGAGGCAAGCAAGAUUGAAGACUGACAUACAACUAUUCCUUUCUAAAAUGUCUGAAUUGGAGGUUGUUGAUUCAUUCAAUGCUAUUGAGAGGCAUCUCAAUGGAGAGAUUGAGCUACGGUCGUCUGGAAGGGCUAGUGCAGACUCUGCAGCAACUUGCCAGAAACUGAAGAAAGAUCUCCAGGCAGUGUUCAAUGUUCUUCCCAAAGACAUGCAGCAGCUUCUGCUCAUGAACCCGGAAAGAGCAGCCCUUCUACAAGGAAUUCCAGAACCAACAAAACUUCCAGGCUAUCCAUCAUUAGAAAUUGGGGUUGCUCCUUCCACUUCACCCAGAUAGUAUGCAAAGCAUGGGUAUGAGCAUGUUGGACCUUGUGCAGUUCUUCUCACAUUGCUGAAGGAUGACAUAGCUUGUAACAAUUGUGUGUCCUUCAUUCAAUCACAGGAUUGGAGAUAAUUUCUCCACUUUGAGCAUGGUUCUUCCCCUUGAUGCAUGAGAAUCACAAUGGUAUAUGCCCUCCCCAAGAGCACUUGAGAUAACCUUUAUUAUUUUGCAGUCAUGCAAACAAAUGGGAUUGUUCCAAGCUUAUGGGAAAUUGGUCUUUGAAUAUCUAAUGAAAAAUGAAGACUGAUGUUGUUUUUGUUCUGAAUUUGUCUACAAGUUGUCAAUCAAUCUGUAUAAUCACUUGGGGCAGAAUUCCCACCUGUAGAUUUUAUACUUCCAACUUUUUUUAGUCCCCUGCACUGGCAGUGCUUGAUGUUUUUUGUCAAGAACAUUGCCAAAAGGAAAUAUUGGUCUUUCUUUUUCCCCCCUUUA